This is a messenger RNA of Sphaerulina musiva SO2202, 483 nucleotides long. RefSeq lists its product as uncharacterized. The transcript has a single exon. The record is from RefSeq and is a predicted model, not a curated record. The annotation marks the transcript as partial. Lineage: Eukaryota; Fungi; Ascomycota; Dothideomycetes; Mycosphaerellales; Mycosphaerellaceae.
GACAAAUGCGGCGGAGUUUGGAAGAAUGCAGAAGUACCAGGUACCAUUGCAGUUGAUUCUACUAAUCUUGCCUCGUGGUUCAAUACUACAGGUACGUGUCUGUGCUAUCUCGUAGGCAAAUUAUCAUUGCCUACCUGAUAGUUUCAAAAAGGACGCUCUCGCGCUGGAUCGAAUGGUUUAUGCGAUCUUCGAUUCUAUGCGUUAUAUAUGCCUUGCUUCAAGGAAAAGUGUCAGGCAUCAUUAGAGUGGAAAUGAUCAUAUUUCAGUUACCGCUGACGAAUGUUUUCUGGCUAGUCCUUAUAGUCCAGCAACAGCAGAUCAGAUGCCUAUACACCUCACCAAGCGACUUUGAAACGCUGGGUUUGCCUCGAUAUUUGCUCGAGAUGAUUUCAGAUGGGGUUCUUGGAGCAUUGGUCUCGAGAUGUCGGUGGGGAGACGGAACGCGCAACACCCAGCUUCUGGGAUAUAGAGCGCGCUGGCCUU